UUUUAAACUUUAACAUUUUAUCAAACGUUUUAGCGAUCUUGUAUAUUGUAUCCAUGGUGUUUACUCAAACGGGAUCUUAUUGAGAAAAUAGGUCUACCAUAAAAUCCAAUAAAUAUGGGACCAAAAAAGAAGGGGAAGAAGUCUGGCAAACUUUCCAAGAUGACAGAGGAGGAGAGAUUGGCAUACGAGGAACAGAAGAACCUCGCCGAGGAGGAACUGAAAAAGAAAAAGGAGGAUAUGCUGACACAGUUUUUAAAGGAUAAAUUAGCAAAAGAAGAAAGAGCGACAAAGUUUAACAUCAACAAACUAAACCACCAAUGGAGAAACAUCAUGAGAGAGAACAAAUCCAAGGAACUGAAGAAGGACCUGGAAAUUCUGAGUCAGACAUUUGAGAGGAUCGUAGACAGGAAGGAUGCCACCAUUAAAUCAUUGGCAAAGGAUCUCCAGGAGGCUGAUGAACAAUACUCAAUGGCACUGAGGGCUCAUUUACAGAAUGUGGAUGGUCUUAUAGACCAGCAGAAGCUGAGGAUCCAGAGCCUCCAACAGGAGUAUGAGGAGGAGCUGGAGGUGAUCCAUGAGGAGUUUGACACGGAGCGCGCCAUCAUGAUCGACCAGCACAACAUCGAGAUGAACGACAUCGCAGACAUCUUGUUUGCCAUGGAACAGAACUUCCAGGACAAGGAGAAUGAGGCCAAGUCAGAAUUCCAGAGCAUGACUGAUGAAAUUAGAAAUAAACACAUGGAGGAGAAGCAUGGCCUCCACCACACUCUGCAGGAUAAGCUCGAGUUUUACUGGAAGGAGUUCAGCAACGCGCUCAAGAUGUACCAGGAAAACAACCAGGACCGCAAACUCGCGUUCGAGGAACUCAAAUCUAAGGACGACGACUCUGCCCAGGAAAUUGAUGCUCAGAUGCGCAAACUCACUCGCAUAUCAGAACAAAUUGCUCAAUUGAAAUCAAAAAUGGCAUCCAAUGCCAAAGAAUGUGAAGAAAGAAAUCGACAGCUGAAGGAGGAGAGAGAGAAAAUGUUGGCACAUUUCCAGCAUUUAAAAUCCCAGAUGAACAAGCUUCGAGAUGGAGAGAGAGACAAACUCACAAAACUCACACUGGAGAGUAAUUCAGCAAUCAAAGAGCUCAAGAGGAACAUUGAAAAGCUACAAUGCAUAAUGAAACUGGGUGAGAUUUGUCGUAAGUUUGAGACAGAGGAAGAGAAAGUGUUACCCUUCUAUGCCUCUUCUUUGACUCAAGAGGAGCAGAACGAUGUGAAUGCUGCUGUGUUAGAGGCUCCAAAUGAGGCUCUGGUGACUGUGAUGCAUGAGUACAGUACCCUGGAGAACUUCUGGAAGAGAUUUAACAAGGUCAGUCUGGACAAGUUGGCCCUGGAGAAAGAGAAGCAGGGAAUGAUGGUAGAGAACCAGCAGCUCCGGACGCUGCUCAAGCAGUAUCUCGACGGAAUCUCGGUCAACGACGAGAUCCUCUCACAGGUCAACCCGCUCUUCAUCGUCAACAACAAGACCAAUGUCAAAUUGAAUGUCCCAGUAACUGACCCCAGAAUUCGGCGCCCAGUCGCUCAGACGGUAAUAGAGGCUUCCCAUGCAGUCAAGAAUAUACUGCCGUCAUGACUUGAUUCUGUUUUGUAUCAAUGUCUAGUAAACUUGUGGGCCAUUCCUGGUUAAACUCUGUAUUGUUAACUGCUAUCUAUAUAUUUUUUGGUUGUGUAUCAGGAGCCUUUGAAGUGUUAAAUUGAUCAAUACAUACUAUGUAUACAGUGAUAAACAUAAUGAUUGUUAUGUAUUUAUACAGUGAUAAAUACAGGAAAUAAAAUCUCAGUUGUCAAUGAAUGCCAAGUAUUAGGAUAACAAUCAAACACUUAAUGUAAUAUUGUGUUCACCUGUAAUGUAUAUAGUUAGAACUAUACUGUAGUAGGUCAAUUUACACCAAGUCUGCAUAAUGUUCUUGCCACUGUUUUAUAACAGUAUGUGAAAUCAGUAUUCCUAAACAAUAUUUGAUAUAUACAGUAUUUUACAUUGCACUGUGCCAAACAAAGCAAUCAUAUUCCACAUAAUGGAUUUUAUUUCAUCUAUUGUGUUUACUGUAGAAUUUAUUCAGAAUUAUAGGACCUAAUUUGCUCCAAAAAGAGCUUAAGGUUUUGACAAGCAGUUUAUGAUUUUUACAAAACUUUGCGUUAUUCACUAAAGAUUUACAUGUAUAAUGCUUAUUCUGGUUUGUUUGCUGCAUGCUCUGUGCGGAGUUGUUUUUACCGCUUGUAUAAAUCUUGCCAUGUUUUGGACUGAUCGCCACUGUGUGAAUACUCUCUUGCCGCUAUCGACCCUACACGGGGCUGGCUCUUGUACCUGGCUUGUUUAUUUACCUGUUUUAUUUAUUGUUGUUGUGUCUGUGUUGACGUGGUUUUAUACUUUACAUGUAAUACUACACUACUAAUAAUGAUACCAUAUCCUAUUAAAGAAGGGAAAAGAA
Messenger RNA from Magallana angulata, 2476 nucleotides. RefSeq names its product dynein regulatory complex subunit 2-like. Bases 115 to 1620 code for a protein of 501 amino acids. Gene Ontology annotation, biological process: regulation of cilium movement; axonemal dynein complex assembly; cilium-dependent cell motility. The record is from RefSeq and is a predicted model, not a curated record. Gene Ontology annotation, cellular component: axoneme; axonemal dynein complex. The transcript has 10 exons. NCBI's taxonomy places the organism in Eukaryota, Metazoa, Mollusca, Bivalvia, Ostreida, Ostreidae.